UAUGUUGGAAUUUUGCGUCCUCUGGUGGUUACUUUUAAGAACAGCAGUCACUUCAGGUUUGUAUAACUCCCUCAAAGACCCGCCUACCAGGUCGCAGCUUAUUGGUCAGCUGUUCUUACAGAGGCAUGGGAUUGGUCCAGAGGUGAUUUUCGUCAGCGAAGUCGGAAAACAUUAAACAUAAGGUUAAAUGGUAUUUAGUAGCUUAGAGUCUCCGAAAUGCCGAUAUCUCCUGUGAAAACCCGGAUCCCCCUCACCAGCUUCGGUCAUCUCAUCACAGAGGUGAAGAAGCAGCUGUUUGGCAUCGAAGGACCCUCAUCUGUGCAGCUGACCGGUUGGAGGAAAUACUUCAAUUGCUACACACUGCAGGGCCGCAGAAAUUGUGUCUUGGCUACUUAUGGAGUCCUGGUGGUCACAGCUGCAGUUUACCUGAUGCACAAACAAAACAAAGAUGGAAGGGAGAAGUCUGCUUCCACGGACUGAAACUCUGAUUCCCUUUUUCUUGUUAUGUGAAGGAAAUAAGAUUGUGGAGUGAUUUAUCAUGUCAAUAAAGGCUGCACUCAUGCUUCUCUGAUGAUUGCAUUUUUGAAUUCAGGUUGAGCAGAUCAAGAUUUUAGUGUUUGCUUUUGUGCUAAAUUUUGUGGAUUGUGAUUUCUACCAAUUUAGUUUUCUUCUAUGGAUAGUUAGAAUAUAUUUAAGUUAGUUGGAGCCGAAAUUUGUAAUGAAUUUUUAUAUUUGGAAUUGUUUAGAUUACAUUGUUAAGUGUUAGACCCUCCCAUUAAUUUGAGUAAUUAAGAACUCACCAGGUGUUGAAGGGACACCAGACCAAGUCUUGUAAAUUAUUUUUUCACCACUUUUUAGAGUUUCAAAUAUCAAAUUGAGAUUUUGUUUUGUUUUGUUUUCGACUAAGUUACAAGACAUCUUAGUAAUUAUUUUGUCUCUACUUUUGUCUGUAAGUGUGUGCAAAUCAAACCACCUGUUAACAUUCACACCCUUUAGUUGGAAAUUGUGGCUUUUGGGAGGUAGAAGCCGCGACAGGUUUCCUGGUCAUUUUCUCACAAAACGCUCAUCUCCUGUGACUGUGGUUGUUUUCUCAUGCCAAUCACCAACCCUCCCUCUGAAAUGUUUUUGGCACAUUGUUGCAUAAGACUGAUGUUGAGCAAAAAGGAAAGUGAUAGUAAGUUUGCUUUUUAUUGAAGGUCAUUUCAUUCAUAGUUUGCAGAUUUGCAAGAACUAAUUAUUCCCUAAGUUUUAUGCAUCGUUAUGUGUGUGUUGACCUUUUUUAUUAUGAACAGCGUGCAACACUUUGGACAAGUGGAUACACUGACAUGAUGUGCAAGAAGUAAGAACCCUCAGCGGCCUCAGAGUUCUUCUCAGGAACUCGGAUACAAACUCAUUUUAAAAAAAAGAAGUCAGAACAGAAAGCUGUGGUUGGCAGCCACAUAUUUCAAACCACAGCCUUUAGAGUUUAUUUCACUUUUUAACAAAUAUUUUGGCCUUUUUUACCUUCCAUUGAGCCAAAUGUUUAUGCUAGAACUGAGAAAAUUGGAACAGAAAAGGAAUUGUAAAAAACUCAAUUCAUUUUUGAGAAUUUCCUGCAGUCAAGUUCCCAUUAGAAUGGCUUUGACUCACCAAGUCACACUUUAAAAGCUUAGAUUGGGUUCAUUUUAGUUGAUUUGAUUUUAUGUUUGAAAAGUUCACUUUUUAGUGAACAUGUUGGUUCUAACAUGUUGGAACCAAGAGAAGAACCCAUUGCUCUCAGUUGGUUCUGGGUAAAGGCUUGAGCUUUUAUAAUGCCAGUUUUUAUUCAUCUUUUUUAAUCUUGGUCCCAAAAAGAAAAUGUAUCAAUUUGAAUGUUGUCUUUGCAUUAUAGAUGUAUAGUUUGCUUAGCACCGCUGCAUCUCUAAGCGAUAGAAUCACAAAUAUGAAUGCUGGAAGAUCACGUGAUUUAGGAGAAUCAGCCGCCGAGAAAGAGAAAGUGAAACUGCUGCUGGUCCAACACCUGAUCUGCAGGCUGCAUGACUCCGCCUUCAGGAAUAUAGCAACCGAAGCUCGAGGUUUCUGUUCAAACCUCUUCAACCUCCAGCAAGCAGCCGCCCAGAGACUCUGCUGUCAAUCACCUAUGUUUCACUGGAAGAUCACAGAAUACAUCCAGGCUCUGCCCUUCUCUCAGAACUUUGUGUUAGAGCCCGGUUCACACUGAAGCUUCAUGGAGCUUCAGAGAGGACCAGGCUGCCGAUGAGCGAGUGGGAAAGAGCCGAUGAUGGAGAGCCUGCUUGUGAAAACUGACGAAACCGGUGCAGUGGGCGGUCAGGAAUAGGAUUUUCCAUUCUAGGAUGGUCAGAGACAGUCUGCAAAGAACGUCUGAUCAGAACCAAAAACGGGAGCCAGCAGCUGAGCCACAGAAUCCGAGACAGAACCCAGAGGAGUCACAUCGACCCGAACAAACAGCGGAAAAAAUUAACGCAGAAAGGGAAGACCCUGCAGGAUCAAAACUCGACUUUCUGCUCUGGUGCAAGCUCAAAUUGGAGGAGGAGCCCGAGUCCUGGAGGCUGCCAAAGACAGGAGCUGAUGCUGACGGCUUGCCCACACACAUCCGUCCGUUCACCAGCUUUGCAGAGUAUCGUCUGGUCAAACUCACCUACCUACAGCUGCAGGAAAGUGAUUUCUACUGGGGGCCCAUGACCAUGGAGGAAGCUCAUCAAAGACUCAGUCACGCAGCUCUGGGAACUUUCCUCCUCAGGGACAGCGGCCAGCCCGAUGUUUUCUUCACUCUCAGCUACCAAAGUGAAGACGGCCCCACCAGCGUCCGCGUCCAGCUGAACAACCUGCUCUUCAGCCUGCAUGGCAGCCAAAAAUCUUUCCCUUCGCUGUUCGCUCUGCUUGCCUUCUACACCAGCUCCCCCUGUAGGCUGUCUGAGCCCUACCGCAGGCAGCGGCCUGAGCGCCUAAAACACAUGUGCAGGAGAGCUCUGGUACGAACCUACGGUGCCGAAAGAACGUGCACCUCACCUGGACUCAGCCCUGAUAUUAAGGCUUAUGUUAGUGCGUACCCAUACUGUACAUAGACAAACCUGUGGAUGCAGUGCCUUUUUCUGCAUUUAGAUGUCAUUUAUUAAGUUAAAAAUUGUGUAUUUGUUUUUGUAUUUUGCUGGAGACAAUUUGGUACCACGUCUAAUGAGAAAACAGAUUAAAAGUUUUUUAUUUAUGAUUUACAACAUCAUUGUAUGCUUGACGGUUCAAUCAUCUCCAUUUCAUCUGACUGUUCGGUCUUGUUAUUAAAAUUUAAAUGAAAAGGAAGUCAUAACAAGCUACACUAAUCAUUCCAGACAUUUUUCUUUUACCUUUCAUAUGACAUCUACCAUGUGCUUCAACAGAACAAGAGAAAACCUCUGGCUAAGUGCAGAUAUGAGUCUGAUUUAUUCCUCAGAAGCCAACAAAUUUGGAGUCUCGUUUUCACAGCAGAACGUCACAGGUUAAAGGUCAUAUGAUGGUGAAAGUUGUCAAAUUGAUUAUCUAGCUCUCGUCUUUUUUGCAUCAGAAAAUCCAGACAUUUUAACAAGGGUGUAGAUGUUUAGCUUCACUGUUUUAAAAUCCUGAGGCAAAUGUGGAAACUUUUUUUAGGUAGCAUGUUGCCUAAAAACGUCUUCAGGCAACAUGUUGCAUAUCUAUACCUCAUCUUGCAAUAAUAUAGAGAAAAUGAGAAAUGCCAUUGCUGCAAGUGUCUUUACAGUUAAUAACAUUUGAUCUGUGAACAAUAACAAUCUGUAAUAUGCUUAGUAUUUUAUUUCAGGAAAACAAGAACAUAAUUUUCAAAGCAUCUCGUGGUGAAUUACAUAAUUCACCAUGAGCGACAUGUUACAAAUUAAGAAAUUCAUAUAUUUUCUGUCUCAUGCAGUGUUUUUAUUUUGUCUCAUUCAGAAUGGACAGAAAAAUGUUUCUCUCCAUUUUUGUGGACAUGAAUGCCUCAUUUGCAUUAAGGCAUUUGUAAAAACAUUUCUUUGUUUUUUGGCAGUUUUAUUUUUCUGUUUGGAUUUGUUUAUGUUUCAGUGUUGAAUUUUGUUCCAUUCUGCUUUUGUUUUGUAUGUUAUCUUAUGGACAAAUCAAAAAGUUAUGCACUGAACCCUAAGACUGCACUUUGGUUAUUCUAGUUGGAGACAUUACAUUUAGUUUGUCUAAUGUGUGCAAUUUUAAAACUAA
Poeciliopsis prolifica (blackstripe livebearer) is the source of this 4197-nucleotide messenger RNA. RefSeq names its product suppressor of cytokine signaling 1-like. Gene Ontology annotation, cellular component: phosphatidylinositol 3-kinase complex. The record is from RefSeq and is a predicted model, not a curated record. The transcript is spliced from 7 exons. Gene Ontology annotation, molecular function: 1-phosphatidylinositol-3-kinase regulator activity. Bases 2334 to 3065 code for a protein of 243 amino acids. NCBI's taxonomy places the organism in Eukaryota, Metazoa, Chordata, Actinopteri, Cyprinodontiformes, Poeciliidae. Gene Ontology annotation, biological process: phosphatidylinositol phosphate biosynthetic process.